UGUUCCCUUAAUUAUUAUAUUGAAAUGGCUCUCUCACGUCUCUCCUUGGCAUUCUCCUUUCUUGUACUGUCAUUUAUAGCAAUUGCUUCGGCUGGCGAUUAUGGUGAUACUGCUUCAUCUAAGUAUGGUUUUGACGGAACACCGGCUGACAGCCCUCAGGCAAAGCCAGAAGAAGCUCAAAAGCCUCAAUACGGUACCAAACCCGAUUACUACCAGCCCAAACCGGUAUACAAAGAGAAGCCUGGUCAUGCUGAUGAUUCAUCAAAGUAUGGUUUUGAUGGAAUACCGGCUGACAGCCCUCAAGCAAAACCAGAAGGAGAAGAGAAGCCUAAUUAUGGCACAAAUCAAGACGCCUACAAGCCAAAACCAGAAGAGAAGGAAAAGCCUGACUAUAGCAAAAAGCCAUCCGUUGUCAAACCAAAGUCGGAAGGCGAAGACAAGCCUAAUUAUGGCACAAAUCAAGGCACCUACAAGCCAAAACCAGAAGCAAACGAAAAAUCUGGUUACAACAGAAACUCAUAUGUUGUAAAACCAAAACCAGAUAACUACAAGCAAGCAAAGCCAGAUGAGAAGCCUUCCUAUGGAACAAAAUCUGAAGCAAACUAUCUCUCCUCUGCUGUUCAAGGGACUGUUUUAUGUAAAACAGGUUCCAAGUAUUACCCAAUUCAAGGGGCUUUGGCAACGAUAACAUGUAAAGCUGUUGAUGAGAUCGGUUACUAA
This is a messenger RNA of Hibiscus syriacus, 720 nucleotides long. Its product is annotated as adhesive plaque matrix protein-like. The record is from RefSeq and is a predicted model, not a curated record. Lineage: Eukaryota; Viridiplantae; Streptophyta; Magnoliopsida; Malvales; Malvaceae. The transcript is spliced from 2 exons. Bases 25 to 720 code for a protein of 231 amino acids.